GCUGAGCGGGUUUCCUUGUCAACUGAGCAACAAUGUUCCCCACCCUCACAUUAAUCCUGUCGGCCUCAACCACCGGUUCAUACUGGUGACAGAAAAUCUCUAAGGGAUGACCAGACCGCUGCAUAUUUUUCUGCAGAUUUAGAGAAUGGCUGCCCAUGACCGUGAGGGAAGAGACACAGAGGACACCUGCAAACUUCUUUGCUCUGAUGCAAACCAAAGAGAUGGCGUGCUCGGACUCGAUUGUCUGACCCCCAGGCCGGACCACUGUGACCUCCUCCUAGAUGCAAUAGAUAAACAGCUUGAUCAGCUGCAGAUCAAGUCUCCAAGACCAAAACGAGGUGCGGUUCUCAAGGCACAGAAUGCUAGGAACACAGAAAAAACACUGAGCUCCUGGGAUGUUUCUGUUAAUCACACUGAAACCAAAAAAAGUCUGGAUGUAAUCCUCAGAGGCAAAGAUGAACCCGAAUCUCGCAUGGAUCAGGUCAUCUGGAGGCUCGAGAGGCUUCUUGGAGAGGCUUGUAAGGAAGGAAAGAUUGCUGGAGAGGCACAGCCUCCUUCAGACAGUAUCUGCACUGAGGACUUUGUAAGAUGCUUCAAAGAGGAGAUGGUAAACCUGUCUCCAAAGACAGAGCGGACAGAAAUCUCUGAUGGCGGCAGUCAUCAAAGUGAUCAAAACCGGCAAAGUCCUGAGAGUAGAGGGUCAGAAACAUGUGACACAGUGAUGACUCACAGUUUUCACUCAAACCAAUCUAGUCCAGUAAAGGAAGAGAGAACCUGUCUAUUUGGCAGCUGUGGAGAAAAUAUGUCACAAGAUAAAGAGAAGGCAGGAGCUGGAGAGAGAAACAUGACGCCGCAGAGGCCUGGAGACUGCAGCAGUGCGUGGAGGUUUGACAGCGUGUCCGCCGACAGCGAUCCCGACACAGACGGCACUGAACGAGUCAGGCAGCAGGCCAGGUGGACAGGACGUUGCUCCUUCACCGAGGACGUGGGCGAUCUGACGGACAGCUGUGUCGACCACAGUGACAAUGACACAGCUGCAGAAGAAGAGACUGAAGUCCAGUCUGCAGCAGCUUAAAGGGAGAAAAACCAACAGACUUGUGUUUUCUAUGAGUGACAACAAAGACGGCAAUAAAGGCGUAAAUCGCUGCAUCCGGACGUCCACUGCGGCGAGGCCAUCAGAGAGGCGGCCGACAGAUUGCAUCAAGAUCAGAGAGGAAGUCUCUGACCUC
Messenger RNA from Fundulus heteroclitus (mummichog), 1229 nucleotides. RefSeq lists its product as uncharacterized. The transcript has 8 exons. Lineage: Eukaryota; Metazoa; Chordata; Actinopteri; Cyprinodontiformes; Fundulidae. The coding region runs from base 146 to 1075 and encodes 309 amino acids. The record is from RefSeq and is a predicted model, not a curated record.